AUGGAGGUCGCGUAUGAGCGCCACAGAUCGCUGAGCAUCAGCGAUGCUCCCAUCACGUCAGAGGCCAUGCGCGCCUCGCCUUUACUACCGCCGGCUUCCGGGCCCUACAAUCCUGCGGCUUCUGCCGGAUCCUUCGGCGCGGCUCGCACACGGUCGCGCUCCGCCUCUUUCUCCACCUACUGCCCUCCGCCUAUCGUCGUCCCUAGCAACAACUUAUCAGAUCCCGCCUUCCCUGGUUCCACUUCCCCUUCCCCUUCCGGCUAUCGAGAUCCCGCCUUCCCCGCUUCGUCCUGCUCCCCCUCCACGCAAGAUUUCGGCCUUAGCAGCUGCGAGAACUCCCCCGCGUUUCCCGGCCACUCCCCAACUGAGUUUUUCCAGGCUCGGACGGUGGUUCGGAGCCCGAACCAGGAGCUGGUUCGGCAGCGGGCGGCGGAAUCCGCGGAUAUGGACAGCCAAUGGGAGCUGCCGCCCAGCCCCGGCUUGCGCACGCCUUGCACGUGCCGGCGCAAUCCUUGCGCGUGUGCGGUUCUUGCGAAGCGGGCAGCGCGGACGGGGCCCCCGCUUUCGUCAUCAAAUUGGGGCCGUCGAUUGCGGCGCUCCUUAAGCGGAGGCACAUCCGCCGGCGCCUCCGACGGGGAAGGCGGCGCGGAACCGAGGCGCUCGCGAUCCCUCCUACUGCGCCGCAGCAAGACGAGCGCCAGUUCCAACGCCACGUCGGAUACGGAAGACAUGGGAUACAGCUCCGGCACGGGCGGCGCCGCCAACGGCGAGUCGGGGCGGUCGACGACGGGUCGGCGCGCGCAGUUCGCGCGGCUGUUCACGCGAACCGGCACGGCGCCGCCACGACCGUCAACUGCCAACGGCUUCCACUCGGAAUCUCUCGAAGGAAUUUUGAGCCCAAAUCAUGCGGCUCCCUACGCCGCCGCCAAUCAUGUUAGCCCUCCAGUGGCGAACCGCGGGUUUGUAGCGCGGUGCGUGUCGGUUGAUGCGGCAGCGGCCGGGAUGUCCGGCGGCAAAGGCGGGGUUAGCAACGCCGAGCGGUCUGGUCGCCCGUCGUCUGCGACGUCGCAGAAGUACAGCCGUUCCCCUUCGCCGACGUCGUCAGGAUCGCGUGGAGCAGCGGCGAAGGGCGAAGGGGGAUCAGGCUGGCGAAUAACAGGUUCGCGAGUAACAGCAUCGGGCAUUACGUCGCCGCCUCCUGCUGACCUCUCGCCGGAGAGUCUUCCGACGGUACCGAACCAUCCGAACCGCGGCGGCGCGCCUGUGCCACGUGUCAUCUCCAUCGAUAAUGCCGUGGCGUGGCUAAACAGCACGCGGAAGGGAAGCAGCCAUAGCCGAGGGAGCGUCGAUGGUGCCGCAAUUGACGGCGGCAGUCCCGCUUCUAGGGUACCCGGGAGACGCGCGUCGUUCGGGGGUGGGUCUUCGCGAUCAACAAAUGCUUCUAUCGGAUCGGCCACUAGCGCGAACGAGGACGACUUGAGCCGCGCGUGGGACGAGUUCACCGCGUCUGCGGCGGCGGCGGCAACGGGAAUAGUUCCCGGCUGUAGCGGCGGUGCCGGUGACAGCUGCGUUAGCAGCAGCGGCGCCUCCAACGCGCGCCGAGCGGAGCAGCAGGCGGCAGUCGCGCGGAAGCGACAGCCGCAGUCGCAGCAGAAGGCGAGCGAAGCAUCGAAGCAGAACGCGUUUCGACCCUCUGCGAGCUGCGGUUCGCUCGUGGAUCUUGUUCCGGAUGAUUACAGAGCGGUUGAGUACGGCGGGGGUGGUUAUGGAGGCGGGGGUAGUUCCGGGGGUGGUUACGGAAGCGAUUUCUCAAAACCCUCGAAAUCGAAGGAUAACUUGAAUCUCGGCUCCACGCAUCCUCCGUCGAGGAGGGGUUUAUCCCGCCCAACCGCUCCCCCUCCGCGUCCUUUUUCCCCCAACGCCGCUCCGCGCGCCACUCACUCGCGCUCGCCUUCCGCGUCCAGCGCAGUAGGCACGUCCCCACCGGGGCAGAGUCGGGGCGGAGAAUCGACGGAGCCGAUUCGAUUCCGCGGACCACAGGGGCCACUGCAGCACCCCCCUCAAAGCCCCCACCAAAAGCUGUCGUCACAGGGCCUUCCCCUGCGCUCUCCCCGGCACACUCGCCACCACAGCAUGGGCAGCGCUGCUGCUCUUGCCUCCCACCCUUCCCCUCGCGCUACAGCCCACGCUACAGCUGCCACCCCUCUUGCUACAGCCGCUACAGCAGCCGGACUGGUGAUGAAAACCGCGGGUGAUUCUGUCCCUCGUCCUUUUGCCACGGGGCCGAGAAGGCCGCCCAGCGUGCUGAUUGGGAUCUCUCAGUCGCUUCGCUCGCACUCGGUUCAGUCAGUUCAGUCGCCAUCCACUCCCCGCUCCCCGGGCCAUCACUCUCCACCUCCGCACUCCCCUCGCUCUGCCGCUCCUCUCUCCCCUCGCUCGUCUGCUCCUGCCCCCCUCUCCCCUCGCGCUUCUGCUCCUCUUCCCCCUCGCUCUUUCGCUGCUGCUCCUCUCUCUCCUCGAUCUUCUGCUCCUGCUCCUCUCUCCCCUCGCUCAUUCCCCACUCCUCUCUCCCCUCGCUCUUCUGCCCCUCUUUCCCCUCGCUCUUUCUCUGCUGCCCCUCUUUCCCCGCGCUCUUCUGCUCCUCUCUCCCCUCGCUCAUUCGCCACCCCUCUCUCCCCUCACGCUUCUGCUCUCCUCUCCCCUCGCGCCUCUGCUCCCCUUUCCCCUCGCUCAUCUGCUCCUUUCUCCCCCCGCUCUCCUGCUCCACGCUCCCAAAUCCCUCGCUCCAACACCACUACUCGCACUCCUCUCCCUCCCUCUGCUGCAGCUGGGUUUAAAGCCCCAGCAGCGCUGGACCAAGCACGUGCAAGAAAUGCGCCGGCCCCCCGUCGACAUGUGCGCUCCGCGAGUGUAGCAGAAGUCACAUCCAAGAUUGGGGUGACAAUUUAG
Messenger RNA from Closterium sp. Yama58-4, 2949 nucleotides. NCBI's taxonomy places the organism in Eukaryota, Viridiplantae, Streptophyta, Zygnematophyceae, Desmidiales, Closteriaceae. The record is from the annotation of a GenBank genome assembly.